AUGUCUAUGCCCUCGUCACCAACGAACGGGCCUUCUCUGUACAACUUCCCUCAGGCGUUCAACGAGCUGUUCAGUCACAUUGCCGCACCCUCCCCUGUCGUUGACUUGCAUAGCAUCUCUACCCCCGCCAUCCCACAAGGGCUCGAAGAAUUCCGUGCCGUCUUCACCGAGCACACCCGCCAGUGCGGCUGCACGCUCUCGACUGAGAAACUGCAGGCAAUCCUCGCGGGGGACCUCUCCGGCGUCGCCGUGCACCCGUCCUUCACAUACGUCGCGCAGCUACUCGGGUGCCUACUGUGGCAGGUGCAGCGGCACAUCUUCGUCUUCCCACAGGUCGAGUUCGAGCAGCUACAUCACCUCUGGAUCGCGCUGGAGGACGCAGACCCCGUUACGGAGAUCCAGAUCCGAUAUUUGCUCGCAAUCUACUUUCUGCUCAAGAAGCAGAUGGAAGAAGGCGAGGAGCAGCUCCGCACCGCGGUACAGGUCGCGCUCGCGCACCGCCUCGCGUUCCCCGUGCCCGGCCCGCACGACUUUGUCGACGCCGCGCUCACGAUGCACGAGACGACGCCUGCGCAGACGGAGCUCAUUAGCACGCUCAGUCACCUGAUGUACCUCGACUGGUCCGUGACGGCGACCGGUCGGGUCCGAGCUCGGGCAGCGGCGCGGCGGCGCGGGGGGCCGCGAGUGCGGGGCGAGAGGCUGGGGAAAUAA
This is a messenger RNA of Trametes versicolor FP-101664 SS1, 711 nucleotides long. RefSeq lists its product as uncharacterized. The transcript is spliced from 2 exons. Bases 1 to 711 code for a protein of 236 amino acids. The record is from RefSeq and is a predicted model, not a curated record. NCBI's taxonomy places the organism in Eukaryota, Fungi, Basidiomycota, Agaricomycetes, Polyporales, Polyporaceae.